Molecule: messenger RNA, 756 nt
Organism: Acomys russatus (golden spiny mouse)
Lineage: Eukaryota; Metazoa; Chordata; Mammalia; Rodentia; Muridae
Gene: Rfpl4b
Product: ret finger protein like 4B
Source: RefSeq, a predicted model, not a curated record
AUGCCUGUUCCAUCUAAAUUGGGGACUCAGGACAACAGUUUUGAAGCAGAUGCAAUCUGUCCAGUGUACCUGGGCUUUUACUCCAGUGCCGUUUAUCUCUCCUGUUCCCACAGAUUCUUCUUUGACUGCACUAAAAACUGGAUGUUCAAGAAGGAAGAUUGGAUAUUGACCUGUCCCCCAUGUUGAGAAGAAAACAAGAGACCCAUCAUGUAUAAGGGGGCAGUGAAAGAAUUGAUCACUCCUUUCAAGCAGCAUGGCUCCUCCCUGAAGCACCAUCUGGGGCAGACCACUGGACUCAGGCUGUUGUUCUCAGAGGAUGUAGCUCUGGCAGCUGAGCCUGGUGAUACCCCCCAGGUACUCUCUAAUGUCUAUUGUGGGAAGGCUGGUCAGAACUUGGUGGAAGAUCCCAGAAGAUUCACUCCCUUAUCCUGUGUCCCGGGCGGUCCCUAAUUCUCAGUAUGUAAUUGGGAAGUUGAUGUUGAGAAAGGGAAGGAGUGGCUUCCAGGUGUUUGCAAGGAAUCAGUCAGCAGGAGAAAUAUCCAUUUCCUUCGUGAAUGUGAAUUCCAGAUGCUUGGCAUGAAGGCAGGAGCAAUCAGUGUUAACGUUGUCUCAGUAAGAGAUCCUGGAAGCCCUGGCCUUUGCCAGGUAGGGAUUUUCCCAGACCUGGUUAUGGAAGAAACCAAGUUUUUGAUGGGGAAAGAAAUGCCCUUCUCUAUGAGCAUAGUUCUCUCUGCAUCUCCUUUGUGGCCCCUUUGA